CUCCACCGAUUUUACACAGCACACAUACGCUCAUCUCUCUCUGAUAUCGGCAUUCAUCUAGCAAGCCGGCAUUUAGUUAGAAGCACACAAAUUGCUGACUCCACAGUUCGUAGCUGAAGUUUGAAGAAGUAACACGGCCUCAUCAUGUAUCUGAGAGCGAUUCUUGCGCUAUUUACAAUAGGAUUUGUAAACGCCGACGUUUUCUUUGAAGACAAAUUCCAAAACGAUAAUUGGCAGGAUGAGUGGGUCUACAGCAAGCAUCCUGGCAAGGAGCUGGGCAAAUUUGUUCAUUCAGCGGGCUCCUUUUUCAACGAUGCCGAAGCCGACAAAGGCAUUCAAACUUCCCAAGAUGCACGUUUCUAUGCCAUUUCAAGGAAAUUCGAUGGUUUUUCGAAUGAGGGAAAACCGCUUGUUGUCCAAUUUUCGGUGAAGCACGAGCAGAAUAUCGAUUGUGGCGGCGGCUAUGUGAAACUAUUCGAUUGUUCGCUGGAUCAAACCGAUAUGCACGGAGACUCGCCGUAUGAGAUUAUGUUUGGUCCCGAUAUUUGUGGUCCUGGCACCAAAAAGGUGCACGUGAUUUUGAGCUACAAGGGCAAGAAUCACUUAAUUAAUAAGGACAUCAGGUGCAAGGACGAUGUCUUCACACAUUUCUACACACUCAUCGUUAAGCCGGAUAACACUUAUGAGGUGUUAAUCGAUAACGAGAAGGUAGAAUCGGGAAAUCUCGAGGAUGAUUGGGACUUUUUGGCACCCAAGAAAAUCAAGGAUCCGCAUGCGAAGAAGCCAGAGGAUUGGGAUGAUAAGGCCACAAUUCCGGAUCCCGAUGAUAAGAAACCCGAGGAUUGGGAUAAGCCACAGCACAUUCCAGACCCCGAUGCGACCAAGCCCGAGGAUUGGGACGAUGAAAUGGAUGGGGAAUGGGAACCCCCAAUGGUCGAUAAUCCCGAAUAUAAGGGCGAGUGGCAACCCAAGCAAUUGGACAACCCCAACUAUAAGGGCACAUGGGAGCAUCCAGAAAUCGAUAAUCCCGAGCACAGUCCCGAUGACAAACUGUAUCUGCGCAAGGAGAUCUGCACUUUGGGCUUCGAUUUGUGGCAAGUGAAAUCGGGCACCAUCUUCGACAAUGUCCUCAUCACCGAUGACAUCGAGCUGGCAUCGAAGACGGCGGAGGGGGUAAAAGCCACACAGGCUGGCGAGAAGAAAAUGAAGGAGUUGCAGGAUGAGGUGCAGCGGAAAAAAGAUGAGGAGGAAUCCAAGCAGAACAAGGACAAGGAUGACGAGGACGAUGACGAUGAGGACGAGGACAAUAUGGAAUCAAAGAAUGAAUCCGAAGACAAUGGCCACGAUGAAUUGUAAUUAAGUAUCUACAAAUUGAAUAUACGAACAAUUUUUGUUGUCCGUAUUUAAGUUGUUUGAUGAUGGUGGAGACAAGCAAACUUAAUAAUAAUAUUUAUGUAGAAUUACAAUUUGCAAGACUUAUAAUAUAAUUUAUAAAUAAAGGAAUUGCCUAUAAGUCUUCAACAAAUAGAUCGGAAACUUAACAUUAA
This is a messenger RNA of Drosophila grimshawi, 1547 nucleotides long. RefSeq names its product calreticulin. Bases 145 to 1356 code for a protein of 403 amino acids. Gene Ontology annotation, molecular function: calcium ion binding. Lineage: Eukaryota; Metazoa; Arthropoda; Insecta; Diptera; Drosophilidae. Gene Ontology annotation, cellular component: endoplasmic reticulum; endoplasmic reticulum membrane. Gene Ontology annotation, biological process: protein folding. The record is from RefSeq and is a predicted model, not a curated record. The transcript has 4 exons.